AUGUCAGGCUACGAAGUGGAACACAACAUCUCCCCCGAGGAGGCCAAGACCAGCAAUGAGCCGCGCCGGCGUCCUGACCUCUCGACCUUCUACUCGGCGCUCGAGCAGCUCGACACGUCCGACGCCGCCCACGCCCGCCACAACCCGCACGCCCACCCCACGCCCACCGACGUCAUCGCCCUCUUCUCCAUGUUCCGCGACGCCCUGAUCGUCAUGGGCGCCGACCAGGCCGGCGGCGAUCCUGCCGACAACCCCAUGUUCGAGCAGCUGCAGGCCUUCAUCGACAAUCCGCCCAAGGAGAUCAAUGGCGUGCCGGACAGCUUCAUUGAGGGCUUGGACCGCGUGCCGAAGAAGGACUUGAAGAAGGACGAUGAGUGUGCCAUCUGCAGGCUGCCAUUCCUGGACGAUCCGUAUCCUCUCGUGGUGGAGCUGCCUUGCGACGCUGGGCACCGUUUCGAUAUGGACUGCAUCCGCCCGUGGCUGAAGCUGAACAGCACGUGUCCGCUUGAUCGCAAGGACUUCUCCAAGAAGAAGGCCCCGCCGCCUCUGCCUGAUGACGAGGAGGAGGAGUGGGAUGACCAGUUCGGUUGA
Molecule: messenger RNA, 591 nt
Organism: Lasiodiplodia theobromae
Lineage: Eukaryota; Fungi; Ascomycota; Dothideomycetes; Botryosphaeriales; Botryosphaeriaceae
Product: Zinc finger RING-type protein
Exons: 3
Coding region: 1-591 (196 amino acids)
Biological process (GO): protein ubiquitination
Cellular component (GO): cytoplasm
Molecular function (GO): ubiquitin protein ligase activity
Source: RefSeq, a predicted model, not a curated record